AUGAAAGAGUGCAAAAGAGACGCCGUUAAAAAGAAUUCGCCAUUAGAUAUUACUCCAGAGACUUGUGAACGUGACCGGAACACCAGCAACCAAACUGCGCCCAGCCCUUUCCUCAACUCAGACGCCAUGCCUCAGCCAACCUCCGCGCCAAGGGCAAGAGACAGCCGGGCACCUGAGAAGGCGCCAAGGGCAAGAGACAACCGGGCACCUGAGAAGGCGCCAAGGGCAAGAGACAGCCGGGCACCUGAGAAGGCGCCAAGGGCCGCAGACAGCCAGGCACCUGAGAAGGCGCCAAGGGCAAGAGACAGCCGGGCACCUGAGAAGGCGCCAAGGGCCGCAGACAGCCAGGCACCUGAGAAGGCGCCAAGGGCAAGAGACAGCCGGGCACCUGAGAAGGCGCCAAGGGCCGCAGACAGCCAGGCACCUGAGAAGGCGCCAAGGGCCGCAGACAGCCAGGCACCUGAGAAGGCGCCAAGGGCCGCAGACAGCCAGGCACCUGAGAAGGCGCCAAGGGCAAGAGACAGCCGGGCACCUGAGAAGGCGCCAAGGGCAAGAGACAGCCAGGCACCUGAAAAGGCGCCAAGGGCAAGAGACAGCCAGGCACCUGAGAGGGCGCCAAGGGCAAGAGACAGCCGGGCACCUGAGAAGGCGCCAAGGGCAAGAGACAGCCGGGCACCUGAGAAGGCGCCAAGGGCAGGAGACAGCCGGGCACCUGAGAAGGCGCCAAGGGCAAGAGACAGCCGGGCACCUGAGAAGGCGCCAAGGGCAAGAGACAGCCGGGCACCUGAGAAGGCGCCAAGGGCCGCAGACAGCCAGGCACCUGAGAAGGCGCCAAGGGCAAGAGACAGCCGGGCACCUGAGAAGGCGCCAAGGGCCGCAGACAGCCAGGCACCUGAGAAGGCGCCAAGGGCAAGAGACAGCCGGGCACCUGAGAAGGCGCCAAGGGCCGCAGACAGCCAGGCACCUGAGAAGGCGCCAAGGGCCGCAGACAGCCAGGCACCUGAGAAGGCGCCAAGGGCCGCAGACAGCCGGGCACCUGAGAAGGCGCCAAGGGCCGCAGGCAGCCGGGCACCUGAGAAGGCGCCAAGGGCAAGAGACAGCCGGGCACCUGAGAAGGCGCCAAGGGCCGGAGACAGCCGGGCACCUGAGAAGGCGCCAAGGGCAAGAGACAGCCGGGCACCUGAGAAGGCGCCAAGGGCAAGAGACAGCCGGGCACCUGAGAAGGCGCCAAGGGCAAGAGACAGCCGGGCACCUGAGAAGGCGCCAAGGGCAAGAGACAGCCGGGCACCUGAGAAGGCGCCAAGGGCAAGAGACAGCCGGGCACCUGAGAAGGCGCCAAGGGCAAGAGACAGCCGGGCACCUGAGAAGGCGCCAAGGGCCGCAGGCAGCCGGGCACCUGAGAAAAGCGACCAAAGGCUUCCCGGCGCGGUCCGUGUGCACGUGGCGGCCUCCGCGGUGCACACGGUGCACAUGGCUGACGUCCAGCCGCACUCGGGUACGCCAGGCAGUCCGUCAGGCUACAUCUGGCAGCCGCGGCCGCGGACAAUGGGACACUUGGAGUGA
Molecule: messenger RNA, 1563 nt
Organism: Penaeus chinensis
Lineage: Eukaryota; Metazoa; Arthropoda; Malacostraca; Decapoda; Penaeidae
Product: neurofilament heavy polypeptide-like
Exons: 4
Coding region: 1-1563 (520 amino acids)
Source: RefSeq, a predicted model, not a curated record